AUGGCCAAAAGAGCCAAGCUCCCCAAGCCACCUUACCCUCUCCCUUCGAAGCUCCAAUACAAGCUGAAAAAGAAGCGAUCUAUCCCUUCAGCCCAGUCUAAUCCCGAGUCCUCCCAAUCUCAUAAACGAAGGAGACUCUCUACCAGCCAGGAUGUUCAUACCAUGAUCAAUCCUGCCUUAGAAGAAGAACUCUGUAAUGGCUUUUCUACAAUUACCGAUACAUCCCCCCUGUUGCUCGCUACACCCACUCCGCCUCCUAGAGGACCUCCAGCAGCGACCCGCAUCCCAGCCGAGACUUUCGAAUUGAUCUUCUAUCAUCUGAAAGAUAUCAUCAUGACACUCCCUUUGCCGGAUCUACCUAUUCGAGCCAAAACCCCUACGACGUACAAUGAAGGUAUCGAUAAUCAACGAUUGACCAACGAAGAGGUGAUGACAUACAAGAGGUUUUUGGUGAAGAAACAAUUGAACGACCUGGGAAAAGUUUGUAGGAACUGGAGAGAUAGAGUAAAAGAUGUUAGGAAUGGUAAUGAGGUCAUUAUCAUCGGAGAGAACGAUGGACAUAGAGCUUUCACAAGACCUUCAGCAUGGUUCCCUCUUGAUCUCACCAGACCACUCGACCUCACUGUUCAAGUGACUUUACAGACUUUCAUCAAAAUUAUCAACUCUCUCACCCAGCUUUACCCUACCGUCAGGAUUGAUAAACUCACCAUCCUCCAUUCGUUCAGACCCGAAGGUAAACCCGACGAGCUCUGCAAUCCACCCCAAGAGGAAGGAGAUCCAUCAAGCGUAUCUGAAGAUAAAAUUGACAGAUUGUUAUCAAAGAUCAAACCCCGAUCGGUCCAUGUAGAAUGGUACGCUGGUGAAGAUAUCUUGACUAAGAACUGUAUCAACUCCAUUGCCAAGACUUUGAAACGAAAUCAUAUGGAUCCUGAGGUCUUAGAAGAGAGAUUGAACGGAAUGAAGGUAAAGACAGGAAAUUACAAUCUACCUCGCGAUUGGGACAUCAAAAAUGAUUUAUCGAAGGUCAUGACCAAUAGGAUGUUGAUUGUUUGGAGGCAAUGUAUGAUUGAUUUUGCGUUAAGAGCAAAUCAUAUGAUGAUUCUACAAGAGUUACGAGAAUCAGCCAAUUUCGGAGUCAUUGAUAAUUUCGAUUAUCACUUUGUCAGUGUACCUUUACGUACCAUCAAGAAGUCACAUCCCCUCCCUGUCCCCUACGACUCGCCUAUCCCGCCAAUGGGAUCAUUACGAUCAAUCGAUAACAUCCUCCUGUGGGACCUGAGAUGGAGAGAUCCGAAAUGGAUGAGAAGGAGAAACAAAGCUGUCGCAGCGGAGAGGGGCGAGACGUACAAUUGGAGGGAUAACGUUCCCUCACCACCGAUCGAAUGGACUGUAUGGGGAUCAUUUGAUAUGUGGAAACAACAAAAGGAUCGAAGACAAUUCAAAGGUGAAGGAAAAGACAUACCUUGGAAAGGUAAAACCAGAGAGAUCGACGAGACUCUAGCCCAAUUCUUCAUGGAACGAUCGAAGAAAUGGAUCAAGCCUUAUGAUUGGAUAUAUAAGAGUGAAAAAGAGAAUUUUGAAGAUAUGAUUCGAUUUGUGGUCGAAAGGAAUCAUAAGGUUAAGAAACCACCUAAAUCAUUUAACAAUAACGCCUUUCUUUUGGCUUUACGGAAAGAAGGAAAGAUCUUAAAUGAGGAUGUGAUCAAAGCGAGAAUAUUAGAAGUUAGGAUGAAAGGAAAGGAAGAAAAACUCAGAAACAUCGAUGAAGAGAUGUUCAUGAUGAAUCGACCUGAAUCGAAUCAGUUGCAGUAUAACGAAUUAUAUAUUAGAGAAUGGUUGAAAUUGCAGACGGAACAAGAGAAGAAGUUGCUGGUAGAGAAAUUAAGGAGGAAAUAUAAAUCGAAGGGGUUGUAUACCAGAAUGAAUUGGCCACUUUACCAUCCUAACCAACCAGGAGUGAGAUUCUGUGUGGAACCGAGAAUCAUUUAG
Kwoniella botswanensis is the source of this 1989-nucleotide messenger RNA. RefSeq lists its product as uncharacterized. The transcript has 3 exons. NCBI's taxonomy places the organism in Eukaryota, Fungi, Basidiomycota, Tremellomycetes, Tremellales, Cryptococcaceae. The record is from RefSeq and is a predicted model, not a curated record. The coding region runs from base 1 to 1989 and encodes 662 amino acids.